CACUGCUGUGUGAACCACUACCCAUCACCGCUACCCAUCACGCAUCUCCAUGGCGCAGCGCGGGACACUAAUGGGUCCGUAUGGGGUAGAUCGUGCCGUUCAUGAAAUAGAAUUUACCGACUGUGAGAAUGGACUGGGGAUCAAAGUGAUUGGAGGAAUGAAGGAGUUAACGGGAGAGGAGUUUGGAGUCUACGUCAAAAGGAUUUUACCUGGUGGCCUUGCUUCAAGUGAUGGACACCUCCAGGCGGGAGACCAGAUCUUGGAGGUGAAUGGGGAGAGUUUACUAGGGGUCACCAGUGAAAGAGCAGUAGACGUUCUGAGAUCAGCGUCCUCGAGCAACCAAAUGCGCCUUCUGAUCGCCAGAGAUGAGGAAGCCAGGAGAGAGUUUUCAGAGCUUUUGGAGAAGUAUGGAUCCAGCAGUAGUACUGGGUCGACACGCAACUCUCCCAUCCAGCAUGCAGGCAGAUAUCUGGACAGCACAUCGUCCGGGUCCUCGUCACGCUCCCAGAGUCCUUUGCUCUUGAGUCCUGCUGGCUCUCAGAGCACCUACAACAACCCUCUACUGCGCUCCCUCAGUCACCCAGGAGAGGGUGUGAUCCAGCUGAUCUCUGUAGCCCGCUCCUCUAGUCUGGGCAUCACCAUCGGCGGAGGCUCCAAUAGACCGGACGGCCCUGCGGUCUUCAUCCAGGAGGUUCUGUCUGGGGGAGACUGCCACAGGGAUGGGCGCCUGAGGCCAGGGGAUCAGCUCAUUGCCAUCAACAAGGAGUCCUUGAUAGGUGUGACCCACGAGGAGGCUAAGAGCAUGGUCACCAAGGUCAAAUUCAGGUGA
Oncorhynchus keta (chum salmon) is the source of this 829-nucleotide messenger RNA. Its product is annotated as syntaxin-binding protein 4-like. The record is from RefSeq and is a predicted model, not a curated record. Gene Ontology annotation, molecular function: protein binding. The transcript has 9 exons. Lineage: Eukaryota; Metazoa; Chordata; Actinopteri; Salmoniformes; Salmonidae. Bases 50 to 829 code for a protein of 259 amino acids.